UUCAUAUAGAGACAACUUCGCGUGCUUCCGUCGCAACUUUGCUCAGAAGAUUGAUGUACGUUUUAAAAGUAAAGAGUUAUUAUUGAAGAUCAUAUCGUGAGAAGUGAAAGAAAAAUGCAAAUAUCUGUUUCAUAUGUUCACAAAUAAACAUAUGAAGAUGAUAAUUUUCUAAAAAGUGAAGCGUGAUAGCAUAUUAAGUGUACUUUGUGGCUCAAUAUGAUUGAUGUGAGCGUGUAUGGAAGCCAUGCAAUGCACGCAAGUGGUUUUCAGGGCAGCGAUCUAGGAUCAGAUGGAUAUCCUUAUUUACCGUCGAAUAAUCACCAUCACCAUUACUAUCACCAGCGACAGACAACAUCAAGUGUUAACUGCAGUAAUCCACCAGAAGCAACACCUUUCACUUCUCAAUCGGUUAAUAAUUCAAAUAGUGCAGUAAUCAAUUGUUCAACAAACUCAGUUCCACAGCAAUAUUCACAUUCGCAUCUAUAUAGUCCGUCGGCUAUAGAAUAUGGAAUUACAACUUCGAACUCUCCAUCCGAUCUUUACUUUGAUAGUGAUGCCCAAAACAUGAUUUAUAAUAAUAGCCAGGUCACAACUGGACCGUUCCCUCAGACAAGAAUUAUAAGUGCUGAUAAUGGUAUGAGCUAUACCAAUUUGGAUUAUAUGUAUAGUCAACAAGACUGUGGAGAAAACUUGGCGGUUCAGGAAAACAAGUUGCAUCUACACCGAUAUGGUUCAUUCAGUGGUAUGUCAGCAUUAAGUGAAAAUUCUAGUGAUCACCAAUUGCACCAUCCAAUACCAAAUGCUUCCUGGACACACAAUUUGUAUUCUGAAAAUAGUAUACAGCAUUCGCAACAAAACUGUCCUUCAGGAUAUCCCACUAGUGCAAGUCUUGAUUCACAAGGUCUGGAAAUAGAGGCUAAAAUUAGCACCGUCGGUAACAGUAGUGUAACAGCGCACUCAGGCGAAAAUAGUCAUGCAAUACUGUCUACAAGGCAUGAUUCGCUUCAACAGCAAGCUCAACAAAAUGCACCAACUUACAAAUGGAUGCAAGUCAAAAGAAAUGUGCCAAAACCCCAAAUUCAAAAAGCAACGCAACAAAUUGUUUCUGAAUACCAUAUAAGCCAUCAUGUAAUUGAUCCUCUGAGAGGAUUAGCGGAACAAAGCUUAGCAACACCUGUGGGCCCACACCAACCAUCCUUCCUAAUAAGUGGCACCAGUACGGGACGCACAAAUUUCACCAAUAAACAGCUAACAGAACUGGAGAAGGAAUUCCAUUUCAACAAAUACUUAACUAGAGCUAGGAGAAUUGAAAUCGCUAAUUCAUUACACCUUAACGAAACACAGGUAAAAAUAUGGUUUCAAAAUCGACGAAUGAAGCAGAAAAAAAGAAUUAAAGAAGGAUUAGUGCCUCAUGAGACUCAAUGUUCCUCUCCGAAACACGUUACAAGUGCUUCGAUGGAUGGAAACAGUAUGAAAUCUACCGGUGAUAGCAAUGACAACAGUCGGGAAUCGUCAACUCUUUAGCUCAAUCCACAUUGAAAGGUUUUGAGGUGAAGGAAUGCAAGUUUCUAAAAUCGAAUUGCAAGAAAACAGGCUUGAAUGUAAGACAUUUUUCAUUUAAAAGUAAUUGUAAGAAAAGUUAGGACAAUAUUUGUUUUGUUUAUUUUUUUUCCUUGUUCAAUCGACAAACAGAAUAACUAAUAUAGCAGGCAAAAGUUAGAUUUAUUUGA
This is a messenger RNA of Aedes aegypti (yellow fever mosquito), 1730 nucleotides long. It is a transcript of the gene lab, whose product is annotated as homeobox protein Hox-A1. The transcript has 4 exons. The coding region runs from base 217 to 1524 and encodes 435 amino acids. Gene Ontology annotation, molecular function: DNA-binding transcription factor activity, RNA polymerase II-specific; RNA polymerase II cis-regulatory region sequence-specific DNA binding. Lineage: Eukaryota; Metazoa; Arthropoda; Insecta; Diptera; Culicidae. The record is from RefSeq and is a predicted model, not a curated record. Gene Ontology annotation, biological process: regulation of transcription by RNA polymerase II. Gene Ontology annotation, cellular component: nucleus.